Messenger RNA from Ostrinia furnacalis (Asian corn borer), 751 nucleotides. RefSeq names its product enhancer of rudimentary (gene e(r)). The record is from RefSeq and is a predicted model, not a curated record. Bases 149 to 460 code for a protein of 103 amino acids. NCBI's taxonomy places the organism in Eukaryota, Metazoa, Arthropoda, Insecta, Lepidoptera, Crambidae. The transcript has 3 exons.
UUAGUCCAAGUUAGUCAACAUUUCAGAACGUUUAAAAAGCUUCAGCACGAUUGGAUCGAGCGGCGAUAUUUCUCGAAACAAAUUGUUUUACCUUUUGUUUCAACCUAAAUUUAAGAUUAAAGUCUAAAAUUUUCAUUUACAAUCAAAAAUGUCUCACACAAUUUUGCUGGUCCAACCUGGCCCAAGGCCUGAAACUAGGACCUAUUCAGACUACGAGAGUGUAAACGACUGUAUGGAAGGCGUUUGCAAGAUCUAUGAGGAGCAUCUGAAGAGGCGAAACCCGAAUACGCCUACAAUCACCUACGACAUCUCGCAGUUGUUUGAUUUUGUCGAUCAGCUUGCGGAUCUCAGCUGUCUCGUAUACCAGAAAUCCACGAACACAUACGCACCAUACAACAAGGACUGGAUAAAGGAAAAAAUAUAUGUUUUGCUACGUCAAGCGGCAGGGCAGAGUGACUAGAUGUAAGUUCUUUAGUUUACGGUAACAUAUACUGUGUGGGGGCAACAAGUGUUUGGUAACGUUUGAAACGUUUCUUUAGUCGUGAAAAGUUUUGGUCACUGGGAGAUUUUGUAAAUUAUACCUGAAGGUACAGGAUACAUUGCUACAACUUAGUUUUUGAAUUAAUUUACUGGUUGUAUUACAUUUUAUGCCCAAUGGCACUCCUAUUUGUAUGGUCUCUACUACAAUACUUCCAGAUAUUUUAUGUAAGAAAAUAUUUUGACGUUACAUUCACUUACUUAGUCCAAGAUC